Molecule: messenger RNA, 2418 nt
Organism: Venustampulla echinocandica
Lineage: Eukaryota; Fungi; Ascomycota; Leotiomycetes; Helotiales; Pleuroascaceae
Exons: 3
Coding region: 1-2418 (805 amino acids)
Biological process (GO): regulation of transcription by RNA polymerase II
Cellular component (GO): nucleus
Source: RefSeq, a predicted model, not a curated record
AUGUUGGCGCUACGUCCGUCCCUACAUCAUCCUUAUCCUCAACAUCCACGCUCACAUCCACAACAUCCUCAACGUCUACCUCUACGCAUCCCUAUAUCAAAACAAAACAUACCCCAAUAUUGGCCUCCGUCGCCACAAACACAAACACAACCGCAUCCACAACAACAUCAACAACAACAACAAGCAAGCACACUUGCCACCGCCACUAUCCCCCCUCAAUCUCCUUUCAGCACCAGCAGCAACACCUUGACGCACAACAGCUCCGUCUUCUCGUUCGCCUCCGCGAACCCUCCCUUCUUCGACACGCAAUCCCAAUCACCGCAGCUGAUGCAGGUCGAGCACUCCUCCAACAGCUGGCUCACCCAAGGCCAAUUGACCCCGACCUCGACGACGAGGACACACCAUCGCGAGUCGUCCCAAUCAUCGCUGGGAUCGGCAGGCCCGGCGUCGCCAUACGCCGCCAACAUCUCCAACCCCCAGGUGGCCGGCGACAUCUAUAAUGACUUCCACGACUUCUCGGAUUACCACCAGACGUCGUCGAAGCCACUAACUCCCAUACACACCCCGCUGCGAGAGAACUUCCUCGCGCCCAACAACUACGCCAACUUCUACCAGAACUCGAACAUGGCAUACACCUUGGGUCAAGAUGGGCUGCCAAAGAUGGGCGACGCAGACCUGAUGCCUGCCCCCGAGCUCAACCACUCAGGCCGCCCUUCCAUAGCAUCCGUGGCAAGCCAUGACUCACCGUCCACGCCACAGUCAUAUGAUGGAGAGAGGCAGAAGAAUGGUGAGAAAUCGAGCAUUGCAUUUGGGUCGUGGUCGGACGAUUACUUACUUUUCGAUGAAGGCUACAGAAAUAACAUGCCGAAACUCAACAGGACCAUGACCGAUGUCUACGCAGACGAACUAUACAAUCCAAACUUCCAGAUCACGUCGGCCAGUCCUGGCCCGAGUCUCGUCACAUCGACACCGCUCUCACCACACCACGACGUUUUCUCACAAAGACUCCAAGCUGCGAGUAAUCAACAUCUGAGCGCUUCAAACACCCAAAUACCAUUGGUGAUGCCAACUCGAGAGCGCUCUCCUUUCCGGCACGGCUCUCCUCUGGCCCCAACCCACGAUGGCUUUGGCUCGCAGUCGCCAAGCGUCCGUUUUGGAACCGCGACUCAGAUGCGCGAACAGCAGAAGGCGGAGAACGAUGCGCGGGCAAUGCACGAGCAGAUGACAAGGGGAUCUUCCAACCAGGCGGCACCAAAGACGGUCUCACCGAAGGAUGUCAAUCUCAUCUACCAGGAGAGCGACGAAGAUGCCAACGCUCCCCUAUUCCCGCCGACGCAGCAACGUUCAUCGAAUUACCACCAGCUAUCUGCGAUGUCGCAUGAGCCUUCGGAGCAGGACGAUAUUUCACAACACAGCUACGGCAGCAUGGCAACUACGCGGCGGGAGAGCUCGUCUGCGUAUUCCACUUCUUCACAAGUGGGAGCGCAGGGCUCCAACUUCAAUUUCGCCGCUCCUGCUCUCUCAGGAAACAUCCGCCAAAUACCCCAACAGUAUCCUUUCGUCCCCCAGUCGCACAGACAGUCGAGAACUAUUUCGAGCGUCGGUGAAGACUUCCCGAUAGCCAUGACUUCGAUGGAAUCAACCAACAGCGAAUAUACGCCCGAAACAUCGGACAUCAAGAAGCCAUCGGGGACAUCGGCCGAUACUGGAACGUAUACAUGCACGUAUCAUGGCUGCACCCUGAGAUUCGACACUCCGGCGAAACUUCAACGCCAUAAGCGAGAAGGGCAUCGACAUUCCGCAGCGGCGACAUCCGCGGCAGAAGAAGACGGUAUGACCUCAGCGGCGCAACGGAACUCCCAAGCUGGCCCCCAUAAGUGCGAAAGGAUUAAUCCUUCCACGGGCAAGCCGUGCAAUACGAUCUUUUCACGGCCGUACGAUCUCACACGGCAUGAGGACACGAUCCACAAUGCGCAAAACCUUCAGCAGAAACGACGCUCUUACGAGGCAUCUGAGAGUGGUGCACCCCGAGUACGUGGAGCAAUCGAAGGGUCGGCGACGUGGUGUGCAUGGCCACAAUUGAGUGCAAAUCAAUCGACCAACGGAACGGUUCCAUUUGGAUGCAAUUUCACCGGCUCUUCCGAAGCACACUAUUGUGACGCUGCGAUGUCAUGUCCAAAUCCAUCCGGCCAGUUCCACGUUAUCCUCUCUAAGCCACUUGACGCAAGGAGUCGGUCGCGUUACCCAAGGGAUAAUAAUCGCCGAGUCACGUGUGCUAUGAGGGGCACUGGUCACGGGGUCCACGGACUCCGAGGUCCCCGCGCCAAGCCUGGUGUGGAUGCGAAUGACGACGAUCUGCCCAUUCACCAUUGGUCCCCCCCGCGAUGCAGGGGGCAGCCAUCCACGGCAGCGACAUGA